Adineta ricciae is the source of this 987-nucleotide messenger RNA. The record is from the annotation of a GenBank genome assembly. Lineage: Eukaryota; Metazoa; Rotifera; Eurotatoria; Adinetida; Adinetidae.
AUGUCAUCAUCGAAUACAUCAUCUUAUCCAUAUGCAGCUCGACAAGUCGCGAUCUAUGCAGGCAUUCCCACAUUAAUCGGUGGUUUGUUUGGCGAAGUGAUGAAUAUCAUCGUAUUUUUAAGUUUGAAAACCUUUCGAGAAAACUCCUGUGCGUUUUAUCUUACUGUUAUGUCAUUUGUUAAUAUUGGUCAAUUAAUCACAAGUUUACUCUUUCAAAUCAUGAUACGAGGAUUUAAUAUCGAUUGGACACAAACCUCGGUAUUCUAUUGUAAAUUUCGUAUAUUUAUUCUUCAAUUUUGUACAUUAAUGUCCUGUACAUGUAUGUGUUUAGCAACCAUAGAUCAGUUUUUCGCUACAUGUUAUACUCAAUUCUGGCAACGAUUGAGUAAUAUUAAAUUAGCGCGAAUCCUAACUAUGAUUUAUUUUUGUAUAUGGAUCGGCCAUGGAAUUCCUUAUUUGGUGUACCUUGAUGUUGUUAGAAAUCCAUCAACGGGCGACACGAUUUGCACUAUUAUCAAUGAGACUUUUACGAAUUAUUUCAAUUAUGGAUUUAUAAUAAUUCUCGCUGGCUUUUUACCCAUAUUUAUUUCGAUCUUUUUCGGUAUCUUAGCCUAUCGAAAUGUACAAAAUUCAAUUUAUCGAGCAGUACCAUUAAUUCGACGUGAAUUGGAUCGGCAAUUAACUACAAUGGUUCUUGUUGAAGUGGUUUUCAGUUGUAUUACAACAGCUCCGUAUAUAAUUCUAUAUGUAAUCAUACGUGAUCCGCAAAUAACCAAAAAUCCAUUCGUUUAUUCUCGAUUACAAAUAGCUUCAUCGGUAUUGUUCAAUGCAUAUUUUUUGCAUUAUGCUACCCCAUUUUAUAUAUACAUGUGUAUUUCUGAACGAUUUCGUCGUCAAUGGCUUUAUGUGGUAUUCGAAAUGCAUAUGAAUCGUUGGAAUCAACCAACAUUCCCUAUCAAUCAAAUCAGUCCAUCAUCUAGGCACUAG